AUGGAGGACAUUACACAGGAAAUGAAAGCGGAAGCUUCUGCUGUUGGUGACCAAGGUGUGGACGCUUCAACGUGCUCCGGAGGACGAACUGCUAAUCCUGCAGGCAGUACCUUCAGCGCUCGUAUGGCGCAGUUCAAAUACUCCCCAUUAAAGGAAGCAGAAGGUUUGCGGCGCUCGUCCAGACUCUCCAGCCCACGAGCUUCGAUACUGUCAACGACCUCAAGCGCUUCUUCGUCCCCGAAGAAACGACCUCGGUCCCAAAAAGCAAGUGACGACGACAACGUCAAAGUAAAGGAAGAGCCGGACUCUAUCUUAGCGCAGGAUGAUAGCACAUCUACGCCUCCAAAUUUGAAGAAGAGGAGAAGCACAACGAAGGAGCGGUCGGCUCAAGAUCCACACUAUCCAACCAACAACUUGGUCGAUAGCUUGCGGCCUGGUCUGACCCUCGUGUGCAUCGGCCUCAACCCUGGGCUCAUGACGGCAGCAACGGGUCAUGCAUACGCCCAUCCUUCCAAUCGGUUCUGGCAGUUGCUACAUGACUCCGGUGUCACUCCGAAGAAGCACAUCCCUGCCGACACUAGAGAUUUGAUGGACUUGUAUAGCAUUGGGAACACGAAUAUCUGUGCCCGGCCAACGCGGAGCGGAGAUGGUCUGAGCAAGGAGGAAAUGGCGGAGGGCGCUGUCAUACUGGACAAGAAAAUUGCGCUUUACAAACCGGAAGCGGUGGUAAUCGUUGGAAAAGGUAUCUGGGAGACUAUCUGGAUGGUCAAAAAGGGGCUGAAGCGGUUCCAGGACCCGAACUUCCAUUGGGGAUGGCAGGAUGAGGACAUGCAGCUGGGAAGAACUUGGGAAGACGGACAAUUGACGUGGCCGGGAGCGAAGACGUUUGUGGCCACAUCCACCAGUGGCCUGGCGGCUACGCUGAGCCCAGCAGAAAAGCUCGCCAUAUGGACGCCUUUGGGUGACUGGAUGACAACUAAGCGACAAGACGCAAGCGUCCCAAAAUCUGAGUGA
Molecule: messenger RNA, 1014 nt
Organism: Cladophialophora yegresii CBS 114405
Lineage: Eukaryota; Fungi; Ascomycota; Eurotiomycetes; Chaetothyriales; Herpotrichiellaceae
Product: TDG/mug DNA glycosylase
Exons: 1
Coding region: 1-1014 (337 amino acids)
Biological process (GO): base-excision repair, AP site formation
Molecular function (GO): mismatch base pair DNA N-glycosylase activity
Source: RefSeq, a predicted model, not a curated record